This is a messenger RNA of Gilbertella persicaria, 2930 nucleotides long. RefSeq names its product peptidase S8/S53 domain-containing protein. The coding region runs from base 101 to 2830 and encodes 909 amino acids. The record is from RefSeq and is a predicted model, not a curated record. Gene Ontology annotation, cellular component: cytosol; membrane; cell wall. NCBI's taxonomy places the organism in Eukaryota, Fungi, Mucoromycota, Mucoromycetes, Mucorales, Choanephoraceae. Gene Ontology annotation, biological process: proteolysis. The transcript has 10 exons. Gene Ontology annotation, molecular function: serine-type endopeptidase activity; tripeptidyl-peptidase activity.
AUUCUUUCUUCCUUCUAAAACAAACUCAACCUUCUUUCUUUUUAUAUAUUUAUUUCUCUUAGACAAUAGACUUUAUUUAUUUAAUAUUUUAAUUUUAAAGAUGAUAUCAAGCCAUCGCACUAAUAAGUCUCGAGGAUUGAAUUAUUCAUUCGUAUUGUUUCUAUUGCUUUUUUUGUUCAACAUCUGUAGUACAGCAUACGUCAAUGCAGAAUCAACCGAUAACCAUGUAGAAUAUAUCCUUGAAUUCGCUACAUUGAAACAAGUAACAAAUUUCGUCAAGGAACAUACGAAAUCGAAAGAAAUUAUUCGUGUACGCCAAACAUAUGAAUCUGAUCUUUUUAAAGGUGUAGCCGUCGAGUUUAGUGACGAAAAAGUUGCCAAAAGCAUAUUGGAUCAAGUCAGUAUCUUAAAAUUCUGGCCUAUUUAUCACCAUAUUGGUCCACAGGCACCUUCCCAUUCACAAAAAAAGAAUAAGUCUACCACGGUUACUACUCGUUUUAUUCCAGAGAACAAGGACACAAUCAGCAUUUUGACCCAGGAGAACAAUAGAUUCGAAAACCUGAAAUCAAACGGAACAGGAAUUAAAAUUGGUAUUAUUGAUUCAGGUAUCGAUUACACUCAUCCUGCACUAGGCGGGUGUUUCGGCAAAGGGUGUAAAGUCGCUUAUGGUUAUGAUUUGGUUGGAAAUAAUUUUGAUGGUCUUCCCAACUCUAUAAAAGAAAGCAGUGAUCCUAUUGAUGAUUGUCCUUCUAACUCAACUUCAGCCACUGGACAUGGAACAUUUGUUGCUGGUAUUAUUGCAGCUGAUGACAAAAUUUAUAAUUGGCACGGUGUCGCUCCUGGUGCUACACUCGGCAUGUGGAAGGUCUAUGGCUGUAAUUAUGCUAGUUCACCCAAUGAUAUCAUGUUGAAAGCAAUGGAAAUGGCAUACAAGGCUGGUAUGGACGUGAUCAGCAUUUCUUCUGGUGUUAGCGGAGGAUGGGACGAAAGUGUAUUGUCUGUGAUGGCCGAUAGAUUGGUGGCUAAAGGAGUUCAUGUUGUUGCUGGUGUUGGCAAUAGUGGCACAAGUGGAAUCUUUUUGACUUCUUCUCCUGCAAGUGGUGAAAAAGUCAUCAGUGUUGGAUCUACAGACAAUAAGCAUGCUCCUGGGUAUCUUCUCGAAUUGGUUAACCCAAAAAAAUCGAUUCCUUAUCGUACCUUUGUCAGUUCUGCACUUACAUUAAAUAGUACAUUGCCCAUAGUCGCUUCAGGCAAAAAGUUCAACCAAGCUAAUGAUGCUUGCAAGAAACUGACUGGCAAGAAAUACAAGAACAGCAUUGUCUUGAUACAUCAAGGAGGUUGUGAUACUAUGAAAAAGAUUGAACAUGCCUACCGCGCUGGUGCUAUUGCUGUUGUACUGUAUACUGAUAUCAAAGAUGCUGCUACUACUUACGAGGCAUUGACACAUGCCACUUUGCCUAUUGCUUUCAUUAAUAAUGAUGAUGGCCGUACAGUCUUUAAAGCUAUAUCCAAGAAGACAAAGGCACGAUUUACAAACACACUUGUUGCUCUUGACACUAAUUCUGCCUCUGGAAUUUCCUACUUUUCUACCUUGGGUCCUACUAAUGAACUUCAAAUUAAGCCUGAACUAGUUGCGGUAGGAAGCAACGUGUUCUCCACCUUACCAAGUUAUCUUAAAUAUUAUGGUUUUGAAUCUGGCACGUCAUUUUCUACACCCUAUGUUGCUGGAUCUGUCGCUCUUUUGCUUUCCAACACGAAAAACACGAGUCCGGAUUUAGCAAAGCACGCCUUGAUGAACUUUGCCCAGCCAGUAAGACCACCUAUCUCCGCUAAUCCUUAUGGUGAUUCCCCUAUUCGGCAAGGUGCUGGGGUGGUCGAUGUUGCACAGGCCAUCGAUGGUCUUCAACAAUUCCACGUAUCACCUGCAAAACUUAGUUUUAACGAUACAGCUCACUUUAAUGCCAAGCAGCACAUUACUAUUCAUAAUCACCACUCAAAAGCAUUGACGUUCCACAUACGCCAUGAUCCUUCUUUGACUGCUAAUGGUUAUUCUAUCACAAACGAGUCCUAUACACCCAAUGAACCCGUCCAACUCUACAAUGGAAAUAACUCUGUAGCCAAAUUGAUCUUUUCCAAGUCUGUUGUCACUGUGCCUGCAGGAAAGUCUGUUCAGAUCGAAUUUACAGUCAAGCCUCCUACUAUCUUUAAGCCAUCAUGGCAUUCAAUUUAUGGUGGAUUUAUUUCAGUCUCUACUCAAAAUUUAAAGGCCAAUGUGCCCUAUAUUGGUAUGAUCGGCAACAUGUCUGAUCUCCCCAUUUUAGAUCGAACAGCAGGGCCCUCGAAGAUAGCAGCAUUUCCAUUCCCCUCAAUUGGAUUAGCAGAUGGCGAUAACACAUUAAAUGGAAACAAGACAGGUCAUUUCAAAAUCAAGCGUGUUAAGGGUCAGAAGACUGGUAUGGGCGGACUUUAUUUGAUUGCUAGAUUGUUGACAGGAACACCUGUGCUUCAGAUCCAAAUAUUAGACGCCAAAACAAACAAAGUUGUUGGCGAUGUCCCCAUGACGACAGGAACACCUCGUAAAUGGAUGCUACGCAACACGCUUUCUAUCACUGAGUCAUCUACCACAUUCACUUCUUGGUAUUGGUCAGGCGAAUACGUGCCUAAGGACAGUACAUUGACAGAUAAAUCUUAUAAAGCCAAGGUAGUCGAAUCUGGAUCUUAUCGCCUAAAGCUCCGAGGUCUGCGCGUGUUUGGCAAUCCAGAAUGCGACAAGGACUGGGAUGAAUGGAUUUCGCCCAAAUUAGUACUGGAUAUUGAUUAUGUUAAAUAAAUAAAGGAGUAUAUCCAACCCGCGGAAUUAUCGUUACACCAAACAAUCUAUUUUUGUACAUGAUCAAUAUAAAAAAGGUUUUCUAUCCCCGAUAAAAGUG